GCCAAUCAACAGUGGCGCAGGUUGGCGCGGGGUCAAAGCCGCGGAGGCGGAGCUGGCGCUGCGGCAGGAGGGAAGAUGGCGGACGAGGAGAAGCUGCCGCCGGGCUGGGAGAAGCGCAUGAGUCGCAGCUCAGGCCGAGUAUACUACUUCAAUCACAUCACCAAUGCCAGCCAGUGGGAGCGGCCCAGCGGCGGCAGCAGUGUUGGAGGCAGUGGCAAGAAUGGCCAGGGGGAGCCGGCCAGGGUGCGCUGCUCACACCUGCUGGUAAAGCACAGUCAAUCUCGGAGGCCCUCAUCCUGGCGGCAGGAAAAGAUUACCAGGAGCAAGGAGGAGGCACUGGAGCUGAUCAAUGGCUACAUCCAGAAGAUUAAGUCAGGAGAAGAAGACUUUGAAUCUCUGGCCUCACAGUUCAGCGAUUGCAGCUCUGCCAAAGCCAGAGGAGACCUGGGUGCCUUCAGCAGAGGUCAGAUGCAGAAACCGUUUGAAGAUGCAUCAUUUGCUCUACGGACAGGGGAGAUGAGUGGGCCAGUGUUCACAGAUUCGGGCAUCCAUAUCAUCCUGCGCACAGAAUGAGGGCAGGCACCUGGCCAGCCUGCUCGGGCUGCCAAGCAGCCCAUGGACGCCCUUCCUGCUACUGUCACACAGUAUUUAUUGUUCCUAAAUGGCUGGGAGAGGGGCUCUGAGAUAGGGACUCUGAGCUUCCUGCUCCCUGUUUGACCCCAGUUGGGGCUAUCCUAGCCAGGCUCCUUCUGAAGAAAUUAACUUCAUAAGGGCAAUGGGGGUAUGGAGGCCCCCAGGCUCAGGGAGUCAGAAGUGACCUGACUCCCCAGAUCCCAGAGGCAGGCAGGAGGGCCUUGUUUCUUGUUAGUUAUAUGCUCCGUUUCUCUGUUCAGUUGCAAAAAGCAGACGCUCCACACCUGGUGAUGCAGCAACUCAGCCUCAGGGUGUGAUGCAGCGCCCCAUGCAUCUUCCAUUAAAUCUGGAACCACUGA
Messenger RNA from Peromyscus californicus insignis, 992 nucleotides. RefSeq names its product peptidylprolyl cis/trans isomerase, NIMA-interacting 1 (gene Pin1). Gene Ontology annotation, molecular function: protein binding; peptidyl-prolyl cis-trans isomerase activity. The transcript has 4 exons. Lineage: Eukaryota; Metazoa; Chordata; Mammalia; Rodentia; Cricetidae. The coding region runs from base 76 to 573 and encodes 165 amino acids. Gene Ontology annotation, cellular component: cytosol; nucleus. The record is from RefSeq and is a predicted model, not a curated record.